AUUGGACAGACAAUAAGAACUGUGGCAGGGGGGAAAGAUAUUUACAGGCUGGCGUAAAUAGUCGAUAUCGAAAAUUGUUUGAAUUUAACUAUAUUUGGUCUAAAAUUUACCUUAUUUUUACAAUUCCUAUAAAUUUUGUUCGAUAAAUAAUGUUUGGAGUAUCGAUACUGUAUUAAUAUUACCACAGUAAAAGCCAGAAAAUAGUAAACAAGGCUAUUUCUUCUCACUAUAAUAGCGCACAAUACGGUUCAAUUCAAAUUCUGACAUGGCGACUUCAUCAAAAGAAUUUUACCGCAGAUCUUUGCCUUCUUCGUGCAUCGAUUUCAUUUCAUCCGAAGGCAAAGCUAUUUUCAAAGAAGCCCUAAACGAAGGUUCAAUGGAGUGCUUCUUUAAUUUGGCAGCUCAGUUUAGAACCCAAGAGGAACCAGCAUAUUGUGGUUUAUCAACACUGGUGAUGGUGCUGAAUGCAUUAUCUGUGGACCCUGGUCGGGUAUGGAAGGGACCAUGGCGUUGGUACCAUGAGAACAUGCUGGAUUGUUGUGUACCCCUUGAUGUUGCGCAGACGAAAGGGAUUACUAUGUUUCAUUUCAUGUGCCUUGCCACAUGUAACGGCCUUGACGUCGACAUGGUGCAGGUGUUACCCACGGCAACCAUUGCCGAGUUCCGGAAUGUGGUGAAGUGUGUCACACAGUCCGAUGAACAAGUGCUGGUGUGUUCCUACUCUAGGAAAGUCCUUGGUCAAUCAGGUGAUGGUCAUUUUUCACCAAUAGGUGGUUAUCACUCUGGUAGGGACCUGGUGCUAAUUUUUGAUGUGGCAAGGUUUAAAUAUAACCCUCACUGGAUUACUGUUGAUCUAUUGUGGGAAGCAAUGCAAGGAUUGGACAAGGAAACUGGUCAACCAAGGGGCUACCUGACUAUGCGGCGAACACAACACACAGGCAACCCGACUAUUCUGUUCAAAAUUUCCGACAAUUUCAAGCUGACUAUUUUGCCAGAUAUUAAGCAAGGGGUUGUUGAGAUGUUGCAACAAUGGCAAACAUGGCUUACAACAGAAAGUCGUGAUAUUCACAACAAGGAGCAGUUCCUUGCCAUUCUUGUUUCAGAGUUUUUGAGUUUAUGUUGUUCAGAAUGCUCUCCAGGUCUUGACAAAGUCUUCACCAUAAAAAUCGAUCCAGAUUGUUGCAAAAAUCUUUCGAAGGACCACAAAUGUGCAAUUUGCGAUCUCCUUCAAGCUUUGGAAGAACAACAACUAUUUCAAUUGAUGAAAGAAUCCCUAACCUCUGGUGAACACACAAUCUCCAAAUGUUGGGAUGUGUGCACUGAUCUUGAAAUUGUAAAUGACAAACUGUGCUGCAUGUCUAAUGAUACUGGUAAUGCACAUGAAUUUCCCAGAAUAAAACACAGCCAUUUUGCCACAAUGAUGCUCCUCGCCUGGCCUUAUCCAACGUCACAGACGCAAAACAAGACACAUGCAGAUUUUAGCCUGGAAUAUGUUGCCCAAGAGAUGAAAGGAAUUCCUAAAGUUCUUGAGCAUGAAGUAAAAUUGUUGAAUGCUCAACUUUCAACUAUAUUCAUGUACUAUGAAAGUGUUAACAGUUCUGAUGUUGUAUCGAACAGAAAUAGAACUGGUUGUAAAAGAAAAUAAAUGAAAGCGAAUUUCCUGAUAUCAGUUAGUCUCUGAAUUGUUAAAAUUGCCUGGAAAGACAACACUAAAUUAGUAAAUACUGCAAUUGAAAUGAAACUAAAUCCUAAGCUAAGAGCACCUCCUA
This is a messenger RNA of Dendronephthya gigantea, 1769 nucleotides long. RefSeq names its product glutathione gamma-glutamylcysteinyltransferase 2-like. Gene Ontology annotation, molecular function: metal ion binding; glutathione gamma-glutamylcysteinyltransferase activity. NCBI's taxonomy places the organism in Eukaryota, Metazoa, Cnidaria, Anthozoa, Malacalcyonacea, Nephtheidae. The transcript has 3 exons. Gene Ontology annotation, biological process: phytochelatin biosynthetic process; cellular detoxification of cadmium ion; response to metal ion. The record is from RefSeq and is a predicted model, not a curated record. Bases 266 to 1645 code for a protein of 459 amino acids.